AUGGCUAAUAGUGUUCAAGUUGAGAUGAAUCCCAAUGCACUAGAGAAUGAGCGACAAGAUGAGGAGGAUCAACGCGAGUGGAAGAAAUACAGGAGGUAUCCAUUGGAUGUCGAUCCAGAUCAGGGCGACAAAUCAAAGGAAAUUAUGUUGUGUGACUUUUCGAGGCCACAUAUGCGAGCCUUCCAUUGUUCAUGGUUUGCCUUUUUCGUUGCCUUCUUCAUCUGGUUCUCGAUUGGUCCAUUAUUGCCAGAGAUUCGAAAGUCACUUCGAUUGACCAAGGAGGACAUUUGGAAUUCCAACAUUGCCAACGUUGCAGGAACAGUCAUUGUGCGCUUUAUCCUCGGACCGCUAUGUGACAAAGUCGGACCUCGUGUACUGUUCACUGGUGUUCUAUGUUUUGCUGCCAUACCAACUGCUUGUACCGGUUUGAUUCAAAAUUCCCUGGGUCUGAUUCUACUUCGUCUCUUUAUUGGAGUUGCGGGUGGAUCUUUUGUCAUGUGUCAAUACUGGACCAGUAUCAUGUUUACCAAGGAGAUUGUUGGAUCCGCGAAUGCCCUAGUUGGUGGAUGGGGAAACCUUGGAGCCGGUGUCACCAAUCUUAUUCUAGGAACUGCACUCUUCCCACUCUUUAAGGAGAUCUUCAAGAGCAAUGAUAAUCCUGCCGAGGCCGCGUGGAGAACGGUUUGCAUUGUCCCUGCGAUUAUUGCCUUUGGCACUGGCAUUAUGAUCUAUCGAAUAAGCGAUGAUUGUCCAAAGGGAAACUACAAGGAAUUGAAGGAGCACGGAACAAUGCAAGAAGUCAACGCUGUGCAGUCUUUCUGCAAAGGGUCUUUUAACUUCAACACUUGGGUUUUGUUCAUCCAAUACGCGUGUUGCUUUGGUGUCGAGCUCACCAUGAACAGCGCUGCUGCCUUGUACUUUCAUGAUAAGUUCCGAUUGACCACCGAAGAUGCGGGAACGAUUGCGUCCCUAUUUGGAUGGAUGAACCUCUUCGCUAGAGGCCUUGGAGGAUGGGCCUCAGAUGUGCUCAACAUGAAAUGGGGCAUGCGAGGACGCAUCUUUGCACAAUUCGCCUUUUUGCUCUUGGAAGGUGCAUUGGUGCUCUUCUUUGCCCAUUCGGAUUCACUCAUUGGGGCCAUCAAUGUGAUGGUGUUCUUCUCCAUCUUUGUCCAAGCGGCGGAAGGAUCCACUUAUGGAAUCAUUCCUUAUGUUGAUGAGGAGGCUACUGGAUCGGUGACUGGAAUCGUUGGCGCUGGAGGUAAUGUCGGGGCCGUUGCAUUUGCCCUGGCGUUCCGAUCGGAAUCAAUCGAUGAUCGAACGGCAUUCGUCAUCAUGGGUGGUACAAUCAUGUUUUCUGCACUCCUUUCUGUCUUCAUUAUCAUCAAAGGCCACCGCGGUAUCCUUUGUGGCAAAGAUGACGAGGAGAAUAAGCGGGAGCGUGGAAAUCCUCGAUCGUUUGGUGGGCACUGA
Messenger RNA from Cylindrotheca closterium, 1470 nucleotides. NCBI's taxonomy places the organism in Eukaryota, Bacillariophyta, Bacillariophyceae, Bacillariales, Bacillariaceae. The record is from the annotation of a GenBank genome assembly.